AUAAAAUGAAAGGAUUCGUGAAAUUGCUACUAUUUAAUUAUAAAGUGGCUUAACUGUCACAUCGUUUCAACCAUGAAAUACUUAUUAGUAUUCUGUUUCUCUGUAGCCGGGGUGCUGGCUAAACAUGAAAUUUACGAUGGACACGCCGUUUAUCAAGUAGACGUUGCCUCAAUGGACCAAGUCAAAUUGGUCCAUGACUUCGAAAAUGAUUUGAUGCUCGAUGUCUGGUCUGAUGCUGUACCCGGACGCCCUGGCAAAGUCCUCGUCCCCAAAUUCAAGAGGGAAAUAUUUGAAAACUUCCUCAAACAGUCUGGAGUGCAAUACAAGCUCGCAGUUGAAAAUAUUAAAGAACAGUUGGAAUUGGAAGAUCAACUCCUAGCCGCAGCUGCAGCUAAGAGCAACAGCACCAGAUCGCGUCUGUCUUUUGACAAAAUCCACAGUUAUGAAGAGGUCGAUGCUUACUUACAAGAGCUUGCAAAAGAAUUCCCAAACGUUGUCACCGUUGUUGAAGGAGGAAAGAGUUUCGAAGGCAGAUCCAUUAAGUACCUCAGAAUUUCUACCACCAACUUCCAAGACGCCAGCAAGCCCGUGGUCAUGAUGCAGUCUCUCCUCCACAGUCGUGAAUGGGUGACCCUCCCUGCGACUCUCUACGCCAUCCACAAACUUGUAAUUGAUGUCACAGAAUCUGACCUGAUCAACAAUAUCGAUUGGAUCAUCUUGCCUGUAGCCAAUCCUGAUGGUUAUGUUCACACUUUUAGCCAUGACCGUUUCUGGAUAAAGAACCGCGCCACCGGCUACAUGAUCGCCAACUUUUGCGUGGGAGUAGACCUCAACACGAACUUCGACAUGAACUGGGGCUCAGUGUCCAGCUCCAUCGCUUGCGCUGGAAACUUCCACGGCAGAAGAGCCUUCUCCGAACCCGAAACCUCCGUCAUCAGGGACAUCAUCGCUGAACAUCGCAACCGAAUGGCCUUAUUCCUUGACAUUCAUAGCCAUGGCAGCAUGAUCUUGUACGGUUAUGGAAAUGGAGUUCUCCCCUCCAAUGCUUUGCAACUUCACUUAGUAGGAGUCCAAAUGGCCCAAGCUAUCGACAGGGUCAAAUGGUCCACCAACAAGGACUAUAUUGUUGGUAAUACCCUCCAUGUUUCUAAUAUUGCAUCUGGUAGUGCUAGUGACUACGCUAGGCAAGCUGCUGCUCCAUUCUCGUACACCUAUAAAAUACCCGCUUAUAGAAAUGGUAAUUGGUUAGAAGUUUACCUUGUAGACCCUGAUUUUAUUGAACAAGCUGGCUUUGAGACUUGGGAAGGUAUUAAAGUUGGUGCCAGAGCUGCGGCCGCUGCUGCUAAAGAAUUGAAGAAAGUCAAUACUAGAUAUUCAUUAAAAUCUAAUCUAAUCAAAUUCAAGAGGGAAAUAUUUGAAAACUUCCUCAAACAGUCUGGAGUGCAAUACAAACUCGAAGUUGAAAAUAUUAAAGAACAGCUGGAAUUGGAAGAUCAACUCCUAGCCGCAGCUGCAGCUAAGAGCAACAGCACCAGAUCGCGUCUGUCCUUUGACACAAUCCACAGUUAUGAAGAGGUCGAUGCUUACUUACAAGAGCUUGCAAAAGAAUUCCCAAACGUUGUCACCGUUGUUGAAGGAGGAAAGAGUUUCGAAGGCAGAUCCAUCAAGUACCUCAGAAUUUCUACCACCAACUUCCAGGAUGCCAGCAAGCCCGUGGUCAUGAUGCAGUCUCUCCUCCACAGUCGUGAAUGGGUGACCCUCCCUGCGACUCUCUGCGCCAUCCACAAACUUGUCAUUGAUGUCACAGAAUCUGACCUGAUCAACAAUAUCGAUUGGAUCAUCUUGCCUGUAGCCAAUCCUGAUGGUUAUGUUCACACUUUUAACGGUGGCCGUUUCUGGAGAAAGAACCGCGCCACCGGCUACAUGAUAUUCAACUAUUGCGUGGGAGUAGACCUCAACAGGAACUUCGACAUGAACUGGAGCACAGCGUCCAGCUCCAUCGCUUGCUCUGAUACCUUCCACGGCAAAAGCGCCUUCUCCGAGCCCGAAACCUGCGUCAUCAGGGACAUCAUCGCCGAACAUCGCAACCGAAUGGCCUUAUUCCUUGACAUUCAUAGUUAUGGCAGCAUAAUCUUGUACGGUUACGGCAAUGGUGAUCUCCCUUCCAAUGCUUUGCAGGUCCACUUACUCGGAGUCCAAAUGGCCCAAGCUAUCGACAAGGUCAAAUGGUCUACCAACAAGGACUAUAUUGUUGGUAAUGGCUUCCAUGUUAUGUAUGCUGCAUCUGGUAGUGCUAGUGACUACGCCAUGCAAGCUGCUGCCCCAUUCUCGUACACCUAUGAACUUCCUGCUUAUAGAAACGAUGAUGGGUUAGAAGGAUUCCUUGUAGACCCUGAUUUUAUUGAACAAGCUGGCUUUGAGACUUGGGAAGGUAUUAAAGUUGGUGCCAGAGCUGCGGCCGCUGCUGCUAAAGAAUUGAAGAAAGUCAAUACUGCUUAAGAUUAUUUUAUACUAAUUAAAUUAUUUUUGACACUGCAA
Messenger RNA from Helicoverpa armigera (cotton bollworm), 2538 nucleotides. Its product is annotated as carboxypeptidase B-like. Gene Ontology annotation, biological process: proteolysis. The record is from RefSeq and is a predicted model, not a curated record. Bases 73 to 2499 code for a protein of 808 amino acids. The transcript has 11 exons. Gene Ontology annotation, molecular function: metallocarboxypeptidase activity; zinc ion binding. NCBI's taxonomy places the organism in Eukaryota, Metazoa, Arthropoda, Insecta, Lepidoptera, Noctuidae.